CACCAGAUAAAAGGAACGGUCGAAAUGAACGCUUUGCAUUUCUCAUUGCUUUUACUCGCUGUUGCGCUCGUUCAUGGUUAUGGCGAAGAUUACGGUGACCACCAGGACAGUUAUGAGGAGAGUACUUAUGAUAACUACAAAGAUGAAGAAGGUACAUACGGCAAGUACGAUCUGUAUGGGAGGCUCACGGCUCACGGUGCUGGUGGAUACCAUGGUAAAUGGCUGAAGGGUGGCGUUGGCAAGGAUUACGGACAGUACAACGCUCAUGGCCUCCAUUCCCUGUGGGGUCAGGCCCAUCACGGUUCUCAAUAUGACCUUCAUGGUAAACUCGCUGCAGAGGGUAAAUUCCAAGCCCAUGCUCAUGAAGACGAAGGUGCCGAAUUCAGCAAGCAGGCCAAAUAUCGCAAGGGCGGCUCACAUGAUGGGUACAAAAAGAAACGUCACUACAGUGACUAUGAUUCGUCUGGGACAUCACGGAGGUAUGGGGACAAGAACAAAUCUUCCAAAUUCGACUUGCGUGGCAAGAUAGAUGUGGAAGGAGACCACUACGCUUACGGCAAAGAGCAGUUGUAUAGCAAGCAAGAAGCACAGGAAAAAUACGAAGAUUUCCUUGGGAACAAAGAUUACGGAAAGUAUGAUGAGUACGGCAGUUAUCAAGGUGAGAGCAAGUAUGAGGCAGAAGGUAAACUAAGCGGUUACGGUGGCGCCGAAGGAAAGAAGGAAUCUGGCAGGCGCGUUCAUUCAAGCCGAAGACACGGAAAACCCAUUCAGCACGACUAUUAUUACAGUUAUUAGCCAACAUUAUCAGAGCUGGUUAGUGUUAUAUCUAUCUCUCACCACGAAAAAUAUACACCCUCCGCAAAAUAAUGUUUUGGCUAGUAA
Molecule: messenger RNA, 882 nt
Organism: Dicrocoelium dendriticum
Lineage: Eukaryota; Metazoa; Platyhelminthes; Trematoda; Plagiorchiida; Dicrocoeliidae
Source: the annotation of a GenBank genome assembly